AUGCCCUUCGUGUUUUUCAUAGGGAGGUCACAGGAAGAAAAUCAACAACUGCGAAAAAUGGUUGCCGAGCUCCAGUUAGCCAUAAAAGAGACUCGAAGUGCAGCCAAACAAAUACCGAGAAUCGAACCCGAGGAAUCCUUACAGCCGGACACGACGUCGGAAUGGGAAGGCGGAAGAGACGAUGUUUAUCGCCUCCCCUCGCACGCGUCGAGCGACAAGCUCUCGGAAUAUGAGUCAGCACAGGCCCUGCAACUCAGUCACCUGAGAAAGCGCCUAAAAGAUCUGAAGGCCAGAGAGGCGUAUCAAAGGGUUCGCGCGGACGACUUGAACAUAUCCGUGGAGGCGUAUAAAAUGGCUUUGGAGGAACAAUUCAAAGAAAGCCAGAAAUUCAUCAGUCAAUUUACAAAACGCUUGGAGGAAGUGUUUCAGUCCCCUGAAAAGCCCACCACAGAGGCAGUUGUGGGAGUGCGCAGCGACUUGACCCAGUGGAUAGAGCAGGCGCUUAAAUCUGCGUUUGUAGAAAACACCGACUGUCUACGCAGCGCGCGGGUCAAUUUUAAAAUGGGCACCUCUAAACCGGACAUGCCCGCUGAGGCAUUCGAGCGACACUACACGCAGUACCCUGUUAACGGACGCAGUUUGGCCCGACGGACUUCAUUUCGCAUUCAGUCCUUGUCCAAGGCUUUGGAAGUUCUUCAUGGGGCGGCGUCGCCAAAAGCUAGUCGGGUCUCUCCACUGGAAACGCUCCUUUUAAUGGUCAAUGAGAUCCUGGAGAAAUUGACGAAAGCCCGUAUGGAAGACUUUAUUCACUCCGAACGCCGCAACCUCCUACGCAACAGCAGAACCCAACCCAAGCCAACGAUGGUUACAACAAUUGUUUGA
Mesocestoides corti is the source of this 882-nucleotide messenger RNA. Lineage: Eukaryota; Metazoa; Platyhelminthes; Cestoda; Cyclophyllidea; Mesocestoididae. The record is from the annotation of a GenBank genome assembly.